AUGUAAGGAACAUUAAUCAUUAGGCCAUUUAAGGCUAACUUAAGAAAAGAUACUGAAAUAUUUGGAAAGAUGGUACUAUAUUAUAUAUGAACAAAAAUAUUAGGAUCCCUUUGUAAUUGUUAAAAUGGGAAAUUAAAAUUAAAAUACAUCUGUCGCUAAUGAAGCUGGCAAAACUCCUGUUUGGAAUAAUGUUAUAACAUUCAGAAAAACGUAUGAAAACUUAAUUGAAUUUGAAGUUUGGGAUGUAAAUCUAUUAUUUUAUUCAGUACGAUUAAGGCUCAAAAAAUGAUUUAAUUGGUUAAGCUUCAUUCCCUAUUGCUUAAGUUGAACAGACAAGAUAAUUUUAAGGAGCCCUCCCUUUGAUGUAUAAAGGAAAAUCAUCUGGAGAAUUACACGUUAUAAUUGAAUUUAAUCCGGAUGGAUAGCCAUAAGGGUACCCUAAAUAACCCUAAUAAUUAGUUAUCCAUAAUAACCAGGAUAAUAAGGCUAUCCUCCCUAACCUGGUUAUCCUCCUUAACCUGGAUAUCCACCAUAAUAAGGUCAUCCUCCUUAACCUGGUUAUCCUCCAUAACAUGGUUAUGCUCCUUAACCAGGUUAUCCUCCUUAACCAGGUUAUCCUCCUUAACCUGGAUAUCCACCAUAAACAGGUUAUCCUCCUUAACCAGGUUAUCCUCUUUAACCUGGAUAUCCACCAUAGUAAGGUUACCCACAUUAACCUGGUUAUCCUGUUUAACCUGGAUAUCCACCAUAAUAGGUAACUGUAGUGUAACUUAAAUUUAAUCCAAAUUGCCAUGANUACAACCAUGUGUUAAAUUGCAUACACUCUAUAUUGGUAAUAAUAGAAUCAAGGUUUGGGAUGAGGUUGAUAAAUUGAAAGAUCUUCCCGAAAUUGCCAAUGUUCUUUUUGUAGGUAUUUCUCUAAUUUUUACAAAAAAGGAAAUCCUAUCUAUGAAAACUAGAAAGAUGAUCCUAAAUUGCUUGUUCUUAAAAGAAUAAACACCUUAAAAAAUGUAGAUGGUACUGUUGUUGAUGAUUCAUUAAUGGAAAAAGUUAAAGCUUUGGGAGAUGGAGUCCCUACAACCACUGUCAAAUGACAAUUAUUAAUUAUAUUAAUAAUAUAAUUAUUAAC
Paramecium primaurelia is the source of this 1129-nucleotide messenger RNA. NCBI's taxonomy places the organism in Eukaryota, Ciliophora, Oligohymenophorea, Peniculida, Parameciidae. The record is from the annotation of a GenBank genome assembly.